UCCCCUGUAAUACAGAUAAGGUAGUAGAAAGGCCUCCAUUAAUGUAUUUUCUCCUUGGGUUACUCAGAAAGCAUAAAUGCCCCAAAUCCCCUCCUGUGCUGGCCACUCGUCAGGAAAUAGACUACACCCUAAAUCCAGGCUUAAGUCCUAGAAUACAGCCAUGUGUAGCCCUUAUCUUCCAUUGUGGUCUCAGAUCCAUCUUGCCUGCCAUCCCCUAAACCACAGCUGAGGCUGAAAGCCAAGCUCUGAAAGGCAUCAAGUGCUCCUGCCACCUGCAGAUCGCCCCACACCAGGCAGAAUUAGAGGCUGACUUUUUCACCCUGACAAAUCUGAAUAAUGUAAAAAUCGCAGUUUGAAUUCACUGCGUUCCACGCUGACACUUUUGUCAAAGAUCCUCAUACGAGACAGCGGCAUGGCCGUGGAGCAAAGGGUUGACUUGAGCAGCGCUGGAAGCCAGAUCUGUGCUUUUAGAAACGUCACCGCCUCCCCCAGACCACCCCCAGCAGCGGGAGAACCGAAAGCUGUUGGUGGGAACUGGUGAGGAAGUAGAAAAGCUGCAGCCUGAGCCGGGAGGUCAGGGUGCUUCCGCUGCAGCAACUGCUGCCGUCGGGCAGCAGCAGGGGCUGGGACAGGAACUCCGGUCAGCGUGGAGCAGUCCAGCUCUCGGCAGUCCAGGCUGUCUUUUUGGGGGCUGAACAGAAGAAUCUGAAACACACAUUCGUGCACGCACGCACACACAAAGUGCCCAGUGGGCCACCAGCUGCACCAUGGUGUCUUAGAGGAUUUUCAGAGACUGCUCGCACAAGAUAUGGAACGUUUUUAAAGAUGAGUCAUUAAGAAUGAGCUAGGUUAUAGCCACAGAAGAGAUCAGCACAGCAGAGAUCCCUGUCACAAGAGCUCGGUGCAGUAAAGUGCUCUGCCUGUCAACUGGCAAAGGCAAUAGCUGUCUGCUCCUGAGAGCAUUAUGUAGCGAGACUUAUAUUUUAUAGAUACAGAACAUUCAGACUCUCAUUAGGCUCACAGUAAAUGCCCAACAUUUAAACACAUCACUGAAGUUAAAGAUCAUUUGUGAUGCAUUAACGUUCGCUUCCUUCUGCGGUCUGCACAUUACACAACCUGCAAGCUUACCCUUGACAUGAAAUGAGUCUUCGUGCGUUUCAAAGACAUCCAGCCAUUAAGGUGAAUCAUGUGUUAAUCGUUAGUUAAUCAUUAUUACAAAUUAGAUCAAAAUACACCAUAUAUUUUUCAUCAGUGCUCGUGACUGUUUACUUACUCAUGCUACUGGUUAAAAUAAUAAAAGAAUAAAAAAAGCUUUCUGUCAAGGCUGUAACAUAUCGUAAUUCACCCUGCACACUGUGUAAGCCACAUAAGUGUAACAUUAUGGUGCUGGAAAACACUCGUGGUGCUAGGAAGUGCUACAAAUCUCCAAAGUUCCUCAUGUAUUUUGUUCUCAAAUAUGGAAAUUCUGACCCGUUUUGUUCUUUAAGGCAUUUUAUUGAAAGAAUUUUUAAUUGAAGCUCACGGCAACUGCAGCCAACGACGUCCAGAACAACACCGAGCUCUGGACCCUGUAGCUGAUGUGCCAGCUCCUGGUCCCAGAGCUGCUCCAUGCUGCUUUAGUGCACCCCCUUCUGCCUUUCAGAUAUUUAUCGAAAGGAAGAGGAUGGCCAGGACACUGCUCUGUAGCUAUCAGUGCUUUGUUUAGAGCCAUUGCCCGCUCUUUUCCGUGCCUUUUGGACAGGCGCAGACCACUGCAGCUACAGUGGGGCCAUUUCACUGCCCCUGGGUAUCUGCAAAGCAAGCACCUAUGGACGCGAGGCAGAGAGCAACUACAUGGCUCUACUGCUUGUUCCAACAAGCUCACUGUGCUCAAAUACUCCACGUGCUGGAGGAUCGUAUCCUGUCAUUUAGCAUGCCAGGAAGCAUAGCGUUUGCAGGUCUGGAUGGCUAAAUUGGCCACGAACACCCCUCGGGAUGUGGUUUUCUCCUGCCCAGGUGUCCUCCUGCACAGCAUGAGCAGCUGCCCCGCACCGCAGGCUCCUCUGAGGCGUGCGGCUGCCGCUUGGCCAGAGAACCAGGCAGGGGAAAUGGAGAGGUGCACAACUGAGGACCUCCCUGGGAGAAGUUAACUCCCUUUUCAUUUGGGACCACUAACAGAAGAAUGCCCAGUGUCACUUAAACUGUGCUAACACCUGGGCAACAGGCUGUGGUGGCACAGCUGUGUGGGAGACUCGCAGAGAGGAAACCCAUUACCUACAAAACACGUAAUAAACAUUUUUGCAGAACAUACACAUUAACAGUAUUGAUCUAAGCCCGUACCCUAUAAAGGUGCCACACUACACGUCCCUAUUUUAAAGCACUUAGAUAGUCUUAAGACGUCUUUAAUACCAAAUCCCAGCGUGUACCCCAAAGCACUUAAAGCGCCACCAGAAACAAGCGAUUAACUUGUUUGGGGCAAACAUCGUCACCCUCAGAACGAGCCAUUAUCCAGCGGAGCGCACGGAGCAGCCGUAUAAAUGCGGGGAUUUCAGCAGCACUCCCCACCUCGGCCUCGCACAUCACCUCCUCCCUGCCCACACUGCCUCGCAGCGCCGCAGAAUGAGGAGCACGCUGCUGGCCCUCGCCGCGCUCGCCCUCCUGGCUGCAGCACACCAAGCCCACGGGGAGGGAAACGCCGUGAAGCUCUGCGGGAGAGACUUUGUCAGAGCCAUCGUUUUCACCUGCGGUGGCUCUCGGUGGAAAAGGGACUUGGCCGAUUACCAAUACCUGUUCGAGAGUGAAAAUCCCCUGCCCUUCUCUGAGGAGAGCAACGGUUAUGCAGAUCCCUUGACAUACACGGACAGGAGGCUGGGGACUGACAGCGAGGAAAUCCUUAACAUCAAGCCCGAGACAAAGCGAGACUUACAGCGCACCAGGAAAAUGUCGAUGCUGAGAAAGCGCGAAGUAGCCAAGUUGCUCACCACAUCCUGCUGCAGCGUCGGCUGCAGCGAGAGAGAUAUAAGCUCGCUGUGCUAA
Messenger RNA from Cygnus olor (mute swan), 3015 nucleotides. RefSeq names its product insulin like 5 (gene INSL5). The transcript is spliced from 2 exons. Lineage: Eukaryota; Metazoa; Chordata; Aves; Anseriformes; Anatidae. The coding region runs from base 2599 to 3015 and encodes 138 amino acids. Gene Ontology annotation, cellular component: extracellular region. The record is from RefSeq and is a predicted model, not a curated record. Gene Ontology annotation, molecular function: hormone activity.